AUGGUCAAAGGUCACGAAAAUUAUGUACCUCCUAAGGAAGCGUUUGACAGUCAUUAUUAUGGGAUAAAAAUAACUACCAUAAAGCCUCCUCCGCCGGGAUUUCCACCGUUAGAAAGGAACGCAGGGAAUAAAUGCUGUCAUAACAAACACCAGGAAAAACGCUAUUGUCAUUUACACAAUAGACCAAUGGUCAAAGUUCCCGAAAAUAAUUCAUCGCAUGGGGAAGUAGGCAACUGUAAUUAUCUGGAGCAAUACUUAGAAAAAACUGGGCAACGUGUCCCACCUACCACUAAAGUCAUUUACCACGAUCACCAUUUGCAUUCGCCGAAGUCAUCGCCGCUGCCUUUAUCGCCCCCACCCCCGUCGGUUUCAAAUUCUUCGCACACAUGUACCCACGACUACCAAAGAAUCGUCAAAGCCCAGAAAGCCAAAGCUGAUAAUAAAACACCGGAAGACAUUGAGGCCGAAAACCCAUUGUGUGCCGAGGUACGGCGCAUUGGUGACCUUUUUUUUAAUCGAGUUAGAAAGGAAGACGAAAAAUAUAUUUGUGAAUCGACUGUGGCUCUGCUUAAAGGUACUAAACAGUAUAUAUGCCUGUGUUAUCAAAACUAUUUAUCAAACCAUGGGAAAUCCACUAUAGCACGUAAGCUUGAGAGUCCACGUGAGCGAAAACAACGACCAUCAUUCGUGCAUUAUAGUGGACGCUUGGCUCGGAUGUUUCGGAAGGACGAUGGCGAGAUUCGGGCUUAUUCAGUUAUCUCAAUUAGUUCAAACAAACUCAAUAAUCCCACCCACAAACUAUGUGGUAAGAAUGUUUGUCAAAACUGUUCUCACCAACAUUGA
Molecule: messenger RNA, 843 nt
Organism: Cinara cedri
Lineage: Eukaryota; Metazoa; Arthropoda; Insecta; Hemiptera; Aphididae
Source: the annotation of a GenBank genome assembly